Molecule: messenger RNA, 1175 nt
Organism: Folsomia candida
Lineage: Eukaryota; Metazoa; Arthropoda; Collembola; Entomobryomorpha; Isotomidae
Product: nitric oxide synthase-interacting protein homolog
Exons: 8
Coding region: 144-1019 (291 amino acids)
Cellular component (GO): nucleus
Molecular function (GO): ubiquitin protein ligase activity
Source: RefSeq, a predicted model, not a curated record
AACCAACCCCGCAUUUUAAACCACACAAAUCAGUCGAUAAAUAACAAAUAAUUACUUUCGCCAUUCAUUUUUGAUUCGCAAAUUAAAACAAACAAUCAAGUAGCGUAAAAUCAUUGUAACCAGUACGACAUCCAAGACUUAUCAUGACGCGACAUGCCCGUAACUCGACGGCAGGAGCAGUAUACACCCACUACGAGAAGCAAAAGGACUCUGCCUAUUCAGGCUAUGGCACCAACUCGGCCCGCCUAGGAAAGGACUCGGUCCGUUCUUUCGACUGCUGUUGUCUCUCCCUUCAACCCUGUCAUGACCCUGUCGUCACGACGGAUGGGUAUCUGUUCGACAAGGAGUCUGUGCUAGAGUACAUUAUCACCAAGAAAAAUGAAAAUAGUCGUAAAAUGAAAGAGUACGAGAAACAGAAACGGAUGCAGGAGAAUGAACAAGACCACAAAGUUCAGGAAGAAACAAGAGCAAAAGUUUCAAAAUUUGUUAAAAUGGAGAAGGAUAUCACUGUCAAAUCUACUUUCGAGACAAAAAAACCUGAACCCGGACCAUCAAUCUCAAACAUGGAUGAAGUACGAAAAGAAAAAGUUCCAAGUUUUUGGAUACCGUCCCAAACACCACAAGCUAAGAAGAGUGUUAUUGCAAAACCCGAUCAAACAGUUUAUUGUCCAAUGAGUGGAAAGCCUUUAAAAAUGAAGGACCUGAUUCCAGUAAAAUUUACCGAAAUUAAGGACGCGUCAGAUAAACGAUCCAUAAUGAUUAAAGACGCCCGGUACAUGUGCCCAGUUACGAGAGAUACACUGGGAAAUUCUCUACCAUGUGCAGUUAUCAAGCCAACUGGAGACGUUGUGACAAUGGAUUGUGUGGAGAGGAUCAUCAAGAAAGAUUGGCUACAUCCUCUCAAUGGUCAGAAACUGACGGAAAAGGAUAUCAUUCCAUUACAAAGGGGUGGGACUGGAUAUUCCAGUACAAAUACUAAUUUGGAAGCGAAACAAGCUCGGCCAGCUCUUCAAGUAUGAAUUCAUAGUACUUGAAUAUUUGUACGCACAUGCCAUGUUUUAUUUUGCUUUUUAUUUCUCCUAUGAUUAAUCACUAUUUAAAGGAAAUAUGGCGACAACGCAUUAUUGUAUCAAUUUGUGUUUCGUUAAUAAAGUUAUAGCUAUAGUAUACAAAAA